Messenger RNA from Pteropus alecto (black flying fox), 1182 nucleotides. RefSeq names its product ribosomal protein L22 (gene RPL22). Bases 143 to 529 code for a protein of 128 amino acids. Gene Ontology annotation, cellular component: ribosome. The record is from RefSeq and is a predicted model, not a curated record. Gene Ontology annotation, biological process: cytoplasmic translation. The transcript is spliced from 4 exons. Gene Ontology annotation, molecular function: RNA binding; structural constituent of ribosome. Lineage: Eukaryota; Metazoa; Chordata; Mammalia; Chiroptera; Pteropodidae.
UCGUGCAGCCCCGGGCGAGACGGUGGCGCCAGAGGGGCGUGGCCGAGCGAUUGGCUCGGCCUGAGCCCUGUGAGCUCUGUGCGCUGCGGCCUCUUUGCGUCUGCGCAGUUCGCUCAACUCCCUUUCUGCCUCCGCUGCCGCCAUGGCGCCUGUGAAAAAGCUUGUGGCGAAGGGGGGCAAAAAAAAGAAGCAGGUUCUGAAGUUUACCCUUGACUGCACUCAUCCUGUAGAAGAUGGAAUCAUGGAUGCCGCCAAUUUUGAGCAGUUUCUUCAGGAGAGAAUCAAAGUGAAUGGAAAGGCUGGGAAUCUCGGUGGCGGGGUUGUCACCAUUGAAAGGAGCAAGAGCAAGAUCACUGUAACUUCCGAGGUGCCUUUUUCCAAAAGGUAUUUGAAAUAUCUCACCAAAAAGUAUUUGAAGAAGAAUAAUCUACGUGAUUGGUUGCGCGUAGUUGCUAACAGCAAAGAGAGUUACGAAUUGCGUUACUUCCAGAUUAACCAGGACGAAGAGGAGGAGGAAGAUGAGGAUUAAAGUUCGCUUUAUCUGCAAUAAUUUGUACGAGUCCCUUGAAUAAAACUUGGGAACCAAAUCGGUGGUUUUCCUUGUAUCUCUGCAGUGUGGAUUGAACAGAAAAUUGGCAAUCGUAGUAAAAGGGCUUCACUUGGGCUGCCACUCACUUCUCUGUAAUUAGACUUUCCUUUCUGGCUUGAAAACGUCAGUUCUCGAGGUAGUCGUACCAAACUAGAAGAGUAAGUCUCCUGUAAGGGAACCGACGACACUUUGACAUUGAGCAGGUGGAUGAGGGUGUGGAAAUGUGAGCUGCAGUCAGUCACCGUUUCACUAUCAAAAAGUGACAGUUUCGUACGGUGCUUUUCCCAGAUUCAGGAGUAUAAAUGUGGGGACUCCUAGUGGGAGCAAAACCGGCGACUUCCUUCUGAGGUUCCCUUUGUGGGGAAGGGGCAGCGCUGAUAAAGAUGCAGGGUCCCGGGGCAUUUGUCUUUUCGUUUUUUGAUGACAGUACUCUUGAUGCCCAUAAUUAUGUAUGUUGAUCUGUUUUCUUCCUCUAGAAAUAAACUGUGGUCCUUUGGCGUUGCUGCAUAUUCUGCUGCCCCCCACCCAGGAAAGGGUUUGGAGAGUGACUAAAAGUCCCAGGUUUUAAAUUUAAAUAAAGUGCCAAAAAUGAA